AUGCCAAGGGGUAAAGCAAAACAUAGAUCAUUUGGAGUAUCAAGAAGUGUAAGCAUUCAUCAGCAAAAUGUUAGAGGUGGUACUAACAUAGAGCAAGCACCUAUAGAGAAUGCAUCCACAGAGCAAGAACCCAUUGUACAACAUGCACCUAUGGAGGAAGCAUCCAUUGAGGAACCACCAACUGAUCAUGAAAUUCAACAAGAGGCUAAUACUGAAAAUGAGACACAUAUUGAAAAUGAUAUAUCCACUUCCAAUGAGACUCAACAAAUCGAGUCAAAUAGACAAAAGAAUAAAGUCUCAUAUCGAAAGUCUGCAGAUGGGCGCAUAUACUUAGAACCAAAUAAUACAUCGUAUCAUCCUCAUAAUGCUGUGCGUAUAUUGUCAUGUAUAAUAAAGAAGUUUUUUGGAGGACCAUGGAUUACUUGGGAUAAAACACCAUUUGAGGUUAAGCAACAUUGGUUUGGAGAGUUCAAGAAAGUAUAUAUUUGGGAGGACAGGUUUGAUAAUGAGAUACAUAGACUUUAUGAGAAGUUUAUUGGUCGAGGUUGCUUGAAAACUGUCCUUUAUAAUGCAAGGAAGACAUUCAAGGAAAAGGAAAUAUCACCUACUUGGAUGAGUGAAGAUAACUGGAAGGAACUUCAAAGAAAAUAUGUUGAGACUAAUUCAAAGAAAUCUGAGACUAAUUCAAAGAAUAGGUUGAGCAAGGAAGAGACAGGGGGUGAAGCUCGUCCAUCUCAAGUGUUCUUGAUGACUCACAAGAAAUCAAAUUCUGAAGCCUUUGUUGACAAGAAAUCAAAAGCAAUAUGGGAUAAGUUUCAAAGUGAGAUGAAAGAGUCUCUAGAUGAUAUGUCAGAUGUUGGAGCUAUUGACAGCCAUGCCUUAGAGAAUUUGAGCAAUGAGCAAGAGAUGUCAAUUUGGACAAAAGUUGUUGGUGGUCCUAAAAAAGGAAGAAUAUAUGGUCUUGGAUCAGAGGCUACUAACAUUUAUGUUGCAUCUUCACAAGCUUCAAGCCAUGCACCUCCCCCUAGUCAGGACUACAUACAACAAAUGGAACUUAAAAUACAAGAAGAGGUAAAGAAAAGGGAAGUACUUGAAAAGGAAUUGCAUGAAUUGCAAGUGGUUGUACAGCAACUAAUAGCUAGUCAUGGAUUGUCUCAUCCUUGUUUGGAGACUCCACAAAAUGUUGAUCCAUCUAUAGGAUCCACCUCAGCUGCAAACAAAGAUAAUUGA
This is a messenger RNA of Prosopis cineraria, 1230 nucleotides long. RefSeq lists its product as uncharacterized. The coding region runs from base 1 to 1230 and encodes 409 amino acids. NCBI's taxonomy places the organism in Eukaryota, Viridiplantae, Streptophyta, Magnoliopsida, Fabales, Fabaceae. The record is from RefSeq and is a predicted model, not a curated record. The transcript has 5 exons.